AUGGAGAACUUCCUAAUGGCGGCCUCAGUAGGACUCGCAAUUUGUAGGCAUCCUGUAAUUGUCCGACCUAUGCUAGUGAGACAACUCAAUGUUCCUGACAAAACAGGCAAAGCUUCAGCCACGACGAUGAUACAAGGGAGCUCUGGCCCUGGUUGUGGGAACCAACUGGGAGAUAAAAAUGGGUCUUCUCUGAGGGGUGUUUCUAUUAAAGUGUCACAGGUGAGAACUCUCACGGUGCAUCCGUUCAUCCCAAAGAGCCACCAAUGUGCCAUGGGUGACCCAGUCUUAAAAGACAUGUUGCAUCUGGCUGGGCAGCAGGGAACAUCCCCUGGGCAGCAGUCAUAUAAGUCCUGUGGGAGAGCCUUUAGUGUAAACCAUGGCCAAAUGCCGAGGCAGCAGAGUGGAGAGACAUCCGGUACAAUGAAAAAGGGCCAGGACCAGUUUGUUAAGAGUGGCAGGUGCCACGUAUCAGAGAAUGCCUUCACUUGCAAGAAGGGUGGGAAGGACUUCUCUGCCAGCUCUGGACUUGUCCAACACCAAGCCACUAACAAUGGGGAGAAGUCAUACUUGAGCACUGAGUAUAAGGGGGCCUAUCGCACUGAACAAAGAAGUUACAGGUGCAGUGAAUGCGGGCAGAUUUUUGGCCACAAAGACACAUGUGGUCAGAACCAGAAUAGUCAGAUGAGAAAAGAGUCUUAUGAGUGCAACCAGUGUGGCAAAUUCUUUAACAACGACUCUGACUUUAUGUUACACAAAAAAUCUCACAACAAAGCAAUAUGUUAUCAGUGCGUUGAUUGUGGGGAAUAUUUUAAGUAUAGCACCAGCCUCGAAGUACACCUAAAAAUGCACAAAGAAAUGUUAAACUCUUAUCAGUGUGCUGAAUGUGGGGAAAUCUUUCAGGAAAACUCUUACCUUAUUCAGCACCAGAAAACUCACACUGAUCCAAAACCUUAUGAGUGCAGUGAAUGUCAGAAAACCUUUGCCCGCAAAAAUGGGCUUACUAUGCACCAGAAAAGUCACACUGCUGGUGCAAAACUUUUUGAGUGCAGUGAAUGUCAGAAAACCUUUUCCCGUAAAAGCUCACUUACUCAGCACCAGAAAAUUCACAGUCCAGUAAGGCCUCAUUCUUGCGACAUAUGUGGAAAAGGCUUUCACCGUAAAGGUCGACUUCUUGACCACCAGAUGAUGCACACUGGAGAAAAGAUUUAUCAGUGUGAUGAAUGUGGGAAAUUAUUUAGGUACAAGUCCUCCCUUGCAGCACAUAAGAAAAUUCAUAAUGCAAGCGGGCUUUAUAUGUGCAGCGAAUGUGGGAAAGCCUACGGCACUAGUACCCACCUUAAUCAACACAAGAAAGUUCACAACAAAGCAAGUCCUAGUGGUGAAGAGAAUGUGGGAAAUUCUUUGGUGGCAGCUUCAGCCUCAUCCCCCAGAGAUAAAACACUGGAGCAAGGCCUUAUGUAUUCAGCAAAUGUGGGAGAGUCUACAGAAGACUCUCCCACCUCUCCUCCGUGA
Molecule: messenger RNA, 1512 nt
Organism: Miniopterus natalensis
Lineage: Eukaryota; Metazoa; Chordata; Mammalia; Chiroptera; Miniopteridae
Source: RefSeq, a predicted model, not a curated record